AUGAAAAUCUUGCUGACAAAACUGCCCUCACUGGGAUCUCAUUAUUCCAACCGUAACACUAUACAAAUAACCCCAUGUCACCCCUUGGGAACAUUUGCUCAUUCUUUGUUCUUUCUCGAAUUCGAUCUCCCUCGAAUCCCAUUGCUCGGACGAUCACCAGCGGCGCACCUAAGCUUCGACCUUACAGCUCAGUCUCAGGUCUCUGUCAGGUACUGGUAUUGCAUCAAUGUUGCUAAAGCCAUUCAUUUCAUUGGAGGGCAUAUCUAA
This is a messenger RNA of Ilex paraguariensis (yerba mate), 267 nucleotides long. The record is from the annotation of a GenBank genome assembly. Lineage: Eukaryota; Viridiplantae; Streptophyta; Magnoliopsida; Aquifoliales; Aquifoliaceae.